Gryllus bimaculatus (two-spotted cricket) is the source of this 874-nucleotide messenger RNA. The record is from the annotation of a GenBank genome assembly. Lineage: Eukaryota; Metazoa; Arthropoda; Insecta; Orthoptera; Gryllidae.
UACACACUCCGUAGAGUCCCUCUAUAUCCAGGGACUCAAACACUCCUACUUGAACACACUCUUGCGAUCAAAAUCUUGAACUUCUUCGUUCGUAAAUAACUACGAAAGUGUAUCUACUUCGUGUCUCUUCCACGUCUUGUGACGUUGAACGUUCGUGUCCGUGUUUAACCUGCGGUCUCUUGGCACGUUUUUCUCGUUUCUCUCUUCCAUUAUCACUUCUGGUUGAGCUGGUGGCGUAUGGUUAUUGCCACUGUUUUAGCUAUCCUUUCUUUAUUUUCCAAGUCGAUGGCGGCUGCAAGAGAACGUACCUUUCUUAUGAUAAAGCCUGAUGGCGUUCAACGAGGACUUGUUGGUAAAAUUAUUAAAAGAUUUGAACAGAAAGGUUUUAAACUAGUUGCAAUGAAGUUCAUGUGGGCUUCUGAGGAUCUUCUAAAGAAACAUUACGCUGAUUUGUCUGCAAGGCCUUUUUUCCCAGGUCUCGUUAAGUACAUGAAUUCUGGUCCCGUUGUGCCAAUGGUGUGGGAAGGUCUCAACGUGGUUAAGACCGGACGAGUAAUGCUUGGCGCAACUGACCCCAAAGAUUCCGCUCCCGGUUCUAUUAGAGGAGAUUUGUCCAUCCAGGUCGGCCGGAAUAUUAUUCAUGGAUCAGAUUCUGUGGAGUCUGCCCAAAAGGAAAUUGCCUUAUGGUUUGACAGCAAGGAAGUAGUUGCAUGGAAGCCUGACACAGAAGCAUGGGUAUAUGAAGAUUGAGCAGAGUGGCUGGGCCAUUCCAAGUGUCAUUUAUGAACUGCUCGAAUUGUGAUAUAUGAAAUGCAUUUGUUUCUGCCGCUAAUAACAGACUGAAUAAAAGUUGUCACUUAAAAUUACUUUUCUU